GAGUUAAAACUUGUGAAACUUUAUAAGCAAAUCAAUGUUUAUUUCCAUUCCAAAUGAAAAUCAUUUGAAUGAUUCUAUAAGUGACUUUUAAAGAUAUAUUUAAUACCACGACUGGAACGUAGGUUUCAUUUUUUGUUUCAAAUCAUCCACUAUAGUCAGUGAUGCGCUUGACAUUCACAGAUGCCAUGUCAUAAUGUGACAUUUUUUUUAAAUAUAAUUAAACUUAAGUAAACAGUACAAUGUACAAAUGUAAAAUAAAGAUUAGGUUCCAGCGGUCAAAAUGAACUUAUGAUAACGUAUAUAUUUCAUCAUCAAUCAUUAUUUUUUAAUAUAAUUAUACUAUUAAACAAUACAAUGUACAAAUGUAAAGUAAAGAUUAUGUUCAAGGGGUCAAAAUGAACGCCAGAUAACGUACAUAUUUCAUCAUCAUUCAUUUUGCACGUAAUUUAUUCUUAGAUGAACUUUGAUUUAGCAUGUACACUGAGAAACUGAAAUCAAGAUACUUGUUUUGUUUUCCAACGUGUCUAACUGUUUUAGUUACUUGAAUUAAAUCGUGUAACAACACAAAUUUGAGAAAUUUCACUGACUGUCAGGCCAGGCCCUCAGUGAGGUGAUAGGCAUGGGGCAUUGUGCCUUGGGCCAGUUAUAUAAUAGGGGCCGGCGCCUCCCCAUUUGGACACAUCAAAAUUGCAAAAUUGAAGUUUGUAGAAAAAGUAAUGAAUGAUUCGUGUAUUAUUUGUACCUUUUCUUACGUUGUCUCAUCAUGCAGAAGAUAUUCAUCAAUUGUUAAAUUUUUAGAAAUUCUCGUAACAUCUUCAAACGGAAUCACGCUUUAAGUGUUGUCAAUAUGAGCAGGCAUGUGGCUAGGAUGUAAAAUUUGUGGGCGCAACAGCAUUUUUUUGGGGGGAACAGUUGAAGACGUCAAGUUAUACUGUAUUAUAACAAUAAUAUAAUGCAUCACUAGUUAAAUUUGUGGGUAGCCGCUGUGCAUGCGUGGCUAACCACUAUGCCAUACUGUAAAAGUGUCUGAGUGAGGCAAUGAGGCAGGCAGUGUUUGUUCGUCGUGAUAUCCUCUGCUGUGUCAUCGGUGAUAGUCGCAUAUGUGAACAAUCACGAAUAGAAUUGUCUUAAGUAAAGUAAAUACUUAUGUUGUUCUUUAAUUACCUAUGCUUUAGAGCGUAUAAUCUGCACUUUGUUUUAGUGACUAUAGUCAAAACCUUGCAGCUGAAAAUAUCAUUCAUUUAUACGCUUUACUGGUGAUUACAGACGUCAAAUAUAUCUCAUAUGGGCAAAAAAUACAAGGAACUUGAUACUCUGUGCAGUCCGUAAUUGUAUUUUGUUCUGUAUUUUAUUCAUAUGUCGCGUUGUUUAUCUCUCACCCUGUGUUCUGUGUUUUGGUGAGGAAAAUGUAAAGCAGAUAGGAGAUAGUUUUCUUUAUUUUGAUUUGAAUUAGUAAUGAUGACGAUUUGGAUUUAACAGAUUGCUAAAAAUGACGAUAAAUUUAAAUAUAUGAUGUGAAGCUGUGGUCCUAUGGGGGACUACUGCAGUUUAGUGGACAUCUUGGCCGCUGACCCAAACCCUACCCUAUAAUCACAAGCAAAAACGAGCCCGCGGUCACAAGCGCUUCGGAAUAAAAAAUGGCUUCGCCACCUAACAAAUUAAAGAUUGAAGAAAAUGGAUCUAGUUUAAGUAAACUUUUAAUCAAUAAAGGAACCCAAGCCUUAAAAACAACAUUGCAAUCUUUAUUAAAGCCAUCAAGUUUAGCUGGUAAACUUAAAGAUCCCUCUGCAAAGAAGACACUAACAUCUUUGAAAUUUAAAGUCAUAAAGAAUGAGCAAUGGGAUCUUCUUUACCUGUCAAUUGGUGACCCUGAUAUUGAAAACUUUGACAUCACAUUAUUAACUGUCUUAUUGCGAAAUAUAUGUGGUCUAAAAGCGCCAUUUAGAAGAUGGGAUAGUCUUCCUUCCUCUUCAGAUUCUUCAGACUCAGCAAAUAUUGCAAGAAUAAAGUUUUAUCGAAACGAAGUGUACGGUCACAUAACUACAACUAGUGUAGAUGAUAGUGAAUUUGAGAACUUGUGGCAGGAAAUUUCAAAAGCAUUGGUUGGUUUGGGUAUUCAACAAAUUGAAAUAAAUGAAUUAAAGAAAGCUCCCCUCACUCUCGAUGAGGCAACUUAUAUUGAAAUGUUAAAAGAAUGGUAUAAAACAGAAGAGCUGUUAAUCGAUGUCACUGAAAAAAUCAAAGAAAAUGUAAAUGUAAUAGAAAGAAAUGUUGUAGAGAUGAAACAAGAGAUGGCAACAAAAGUUAGAAACUUAAAUGAGGAUGUAAAGAAAACAAAAGCUGAUGUAGCAGGAGUAAAAAAAUGUUACAGGAGAAAAUUAUUACGUCUUAUUGCGUAACAUAUGUGGUCUAACAGCGCCACAUGGUGGAUGGGAUAGUCUUCCUUCCUCUUCAGAUACUUCAAUCUCAGCAAAUAUUGCAAGAAUAAAGUUUUAUCGAAACAAAGUGUAUGGCCACAUAAACACAACUAGUGUAGAUGA
Molecule: messenger RNA, 2540 nt
Organism: Xenia sp. Carnegie-2017
Lineage: Eukaryota; Metazoa; Cnidaria; Anthozoa; Malacalcyonacea; Xeniidae
Product: brefeldin A-inhibited guanine nucleotide-exchange protein 1-like
Exons: 2
Coding region: 1638-2399 (253 amino acids)
Source: RefSeq, a predicted model, not a curated record